AUGGUCUCUCAAGCUACUAUCGAACAUAUUAAGCAAUUAAUUAAUGAAAAGGACAUCUUCAUUGCAUCAAAGACUUAUUGUCCUUAUUGUCGUGCCACCUUGAAGACACUUUUCCAAGAUUUAAAAGUUCCUGAGUCUAAAGCCCUUGUUCUUCAAUUGGAUGAAAUGGACAAUGGUGCAGAGAUUCAAGAAGCCUUAAAAGAAAUCACUGGCCAAACUACUGUGCCAAACACCUUUAUUAAAGGCCAACAUAUUGGUGGUAACGAUAGUUUACAAUCUUUAAGAAAUUCUGGCAAAUUAGAUGAUUUAUUAAAACCAAUUCUAGCUUGA
Messenger RNA from Arxiozyma heterogenica, 330 nucleotides. It is a transcript of the gene GRX1, whose product is annotated as dithiol glutaredoxin GRX1. The record is from RefSeq and is a predicted model, not a curated record. Gene Ontology annotation, cellular component: cytoplasm; nucleus. The transcript has a single exon. Gene Ontology annotation, molecular function: glutathione disulfide oxidoreductase activity. The coding region runs from base 1 to 330 and encodes 109 amino acids. Lineage: Eukaryota; Fungi; Ascomycota; Saccharomycetes; Saccharomycetales; Saccharomycetaceae. Gene Ontology annotation, biological process: cellular response to oxidative stress.